This is a messenger RNA of Papilio machaon (common yellow swallowtail), 2145 nucleotides long. RefSeq names its product AT-rich interactive domain-containing protein 1A (gene NimB). NCBI's taxonomy places the organism in Eukaryota, Metazoa, Arthropoda, Insecta, Lepidoptera, Papilionidae. Bases 101 to 2080 code for a protein of 659 amino acids. The record is from RefSeq and is a predicted model, not a curated record. The transcript has 8 exons.
UUAGUGAUCUCAUUGUUGAUGCCACUCAUAAUAAUAUCAGUGCCACUCCGAAUGUCAAACAGUGCAGAAGUCCAUCCAGUUACAUAAACACCGGAGUAAGAUGCUGUUUUACGCAUCGGUUGCGCUGCUGGCGUGCGUUGGUGCCUUCAGCGAUGCGCAGUACGUGAAGACUGUCAAAGGUGGACAUGGAGGAGGAGGCCAUCAGUACUACGCAGGCGACAACCUUGCCAAGUACUUCGGAAACCGCACGCAACAUGGCUAUGAACUGACUUCACCGGUGAACUAUGACGUCGGUGUGUGCUACAUUGAAGUGCCGACUGCUAGUCUGGUGAUGGAUCAAGCUCACGUACCGGCCGGGAAUGGGUCAAGACCAAACCUUAGCCGGAUCAAAUCGUGCUGCAGAGGCUACGUUAGAAACAUCCACAACUUGAGGCUCUGCGACCCGGUAUGCUCGCAGGAGUGUGUCAACGCUCUCUGCACGGCGCCGGACACUUGCACCUGUUUCCCAGACCACGUGAAGAAUGUAGCUGGAUUCUGUAUACCCACGUGCCCUAUUGGCUGUCAGAACGGACACUGCUCCGGAGGCGAAUGUAUAUGUAAAGAUGGCUACAAACUAGACGUUGAUAGCAAGUACUGUCUGCCUGAUUGUAAGGAGAACUGUGGUGGUAUUGGAAAUUGUACAGCACCUAAUACUUGUGAAUGUAAGACCGGCUACCAGGCGACAGCUCAAGGUUCGUGCAAGCCGACUUGCAAUCUCUGCAGAGACGGAGACUGCGUGGCUCCCAACGAAUGUCGAUGUCAUCAGGGCUUCGUGAAGGACGACAAAGGUCAAUGCAUACCACAGUGUGAUCAGGGUUGCGGAUCAAAUGGCCGCUGUAUUGCACCUAAUGUUUGUGCAUUUGCAGCAACUGGUUCAUCAACAAUAAGGCCCGGUGUACUUAAUCAACAUGGACAAUAUCCUAAUCAACCAGGGUAUCAUCCAGGUCAAUAUCCUGGUCAACCCGGGUAUCCAUACCAACCAGGGUAUAGGCCAGGUCAACAACAGAAUCAACCAGAUCAGAGUAACAAUCUUCCGAAUCAUACAGGCAUUCAUCCUGAUCAACAAGGACAAUAUCCUGGGCAGUCCGGUCAAUAUCCGAACCAACCAGGGUACAGGCCAGGACAACAACCAACCCAACCAGGAUACCAAAUAGGGCAACAAACGAAUCAGUCAGCCUUGUAUCCUGAUCGACCAGGUCAAUAUCCUAGUCAGCCUGGUCAAUACCCAAACCAACCAAAUCAAUACCCUAACCAACCAGGUCAAUAUCCCAAUCAACCAGGUCAAUAUCCUAGUCAGCCAGGUCAACACCCUAAUCAACCUGGUCAUUAUCCUAAUCAGCCUGGUCAAUAUCCCAGUUUGCCAGGUCAACAUCCUAAUCAGCCUGGUCAAUAUCCUGACCAAUCUAGUCAAUAUCCUACUCAGUCUAGAUUAUAUCCCAAUUUACCUGGCCAGCCUGGACAAGCAUUAAACCAAACAGAUCGUCCAAACCAGCCAGAUCAAUAUCCAUAUCAAGGAGGACAUCAUUCUACUCGACCAGAUCAACAUUCAAAUCUGCCUGACAUAAAUGGGCCCAGAGAUCACCCAAACCAGUAUCCAAAUCAACCAAACCAAUAUCCGUACCAGCCGGGAUAUCACCAAUCUAACCAGUACCCAAUAAAGCCAGGUCAAUUUCAACCUCAGCCUGGUCCUUAUCCAUUCCAACCUGGUCAAUCCCCGAAUCAAAACAUGUACACAUUUUACCCUGGUCAGGAUAACAGGUCAUUGUACCCGGACAGUCAACAUUCUCCUGACAGCGAUGUACAGGUUAUGUGCUCCGUGUCGUGUAUCAAUGGAUAUUGUGUUGAAGGGAACAGAUGUGGUUGCAAUCGAGGUUAUGUAUUGGACAGAGAAGAUCCUACGGGUACUAGGUGUAUCCCAUAUUGUCCUGGCGGCUGUCCUAACGGAGUUUGUUCUGGACCUAACUUCUGCAUCUGUAAUAUGGGCUAUUACAAAGAUCACAGUGUCAAAGGCAAAGCAGUUUGUAUCAAGCGCAUACGUUAGUUCAUGUCUCUGAUACAGAACAACAGUACGAGUAUAGGAACUUAAAAAACUGAAUACCUUUGUUA